GACUUGACGUUAACCGAAGACCAAGCGACCAAGCGACCCAGCGACCGAACGUCCGAGCGACCCACCGACGAACUCUGUUCCGUCUACGCGACUCGCGGAACUCACCUAAAAAGAGCCUAGAAACGCUUGCGCGCGCUGCUCAGGACGCCGCCUCCUGGCAGCGAUAAUCGCAACAAAUCUGUGUAGUUGCAACUUGCGAUUUGCAACAAAACAACAGUUACGUAUUUUUUUUCGGGUGACUUGUGCUAGUGAAAGUGUGUGAACUGCGCCAUGCAACGCUGGCAACUGUUUCUAUUGACCCUGGGCGCGUGCUCGGCGCUGGCCAAGCCCAACGAUGCGUACCUCAAAAUGUUCGCCUCGCCGCCGGCGGAGGAUCCCUGCUACGAUGAGGACAAGGCGCGCGCCUGCAUACCGGACUUUGUGAACGCCGCCUACGAUGCGCCCGUCACGGCCAGCAGCAGCUGCGGCGAGCAGCAGCCGCAGCGCUACUGCGAGUACCAGGAUCAGAGCCGAGCCGGCGGCAGUGAGCUGCAGUGCCACAGCUGCGAGGCAAAUAGCUUUCCGCCGCGCGCCCUCACCGAUCUGAACAAUCCCAACAAUGUGACCUGCUGGCGCUCAGCCCCGAUCGCGCCAGGCGCCAGCUAUGCCGGCAGCGGAUUAGCCACCUCCUGGGGCGACAAUGUCACCUUGACCCUGUCGCUGGGCAAAAAGUACGAGCUGACCUAUGUGAGCUUGCAGUUCUGCCCGCGUGCACCGCGCCCCGACUCGCUGGUCAUCUUCAAGAGCUCCGACUUUGGCCAGACCUGGCAGCCGUUCCAGUAUUACAGCUCGCAGUGCCGCCGCCUGUUUAGGCGGCCCACCCGCACCACCGUCACCAAGCACAACGAGCAGGAGGCGCGCUGCAGUGACGCCCAUCGACAUGGCCAUGAUGGCAACGGGGGCAUGGCAUCGCGCAUUGCCUUCAGCACGCUGGAGGGCCGACCCUCGGCCCGGGACCUGGACGCCUCGCCCGUGCUGCAGGACUGGGUGACGGCCACCGAUAUACGCAUUGUCUUCUAUCGGCUGCAGCAGCCCGAUCCCCAGGCGCUGCUGGCCAUUGAUGCCCCCACAGAUCUGCGCACCGGCAAAUACAGCGUUCAGCUGGCGGGCAACAAUAUCGAGUCCAAUGCCUCCCAUACGCAGACGCUUUCCGUUACCGCCGCCGCCGGCGCAGCCGGACUCCACUAUGCCAUCUCCGACUUUUCCGUGGGCGGGCGCUGCAAGUGCAACGGCCACGCCUCCAAGUGCUCGCAGGACUCCAACGGGCAGCUGAGCUGCGAGUGCCGCCACAAUACGGCCGGACGCGACUGCGACCGCUGCAAACCCUUCUACUUCGACCGGCCCUGGGGACGAGCCACCGCGCGGGAUGCCAACGAGUGCAAAAUGUGCAAUUGCAAUAAUCAUGCGCGUCAAUGUCGCUUCAAUAUGGAUAUCUUUCGCAUCUCGCAGGGCGUCUCUGGCGGCGUCUGUCAGAACUGUCGACACUCGACCACGGGACGCAAUUGUCAUCUGUGCAAGGAGGGCUACUAUCGGGAUCCCAGCAAGCCGUUGAAUCAUCGCAAGGUGUGCAAAGCCUGCGAGUGUCAUCCGAUCGGCUCAUCUGGCAAGAUCUGCAACAACACGAGCGGUCAAUGUCCGUGCAAGGACGGCGUCACGGGUCUCACCUGCAAUCGCUGCGCCCGCGGCUACCAACAAAGCCACUCCCCCAUCGCACCGUGCAUCAAACAACCACCUCGCAUGAUCAAUAUGCUGGAUACACAGAAUACGGAGCCGGAGCCAAAUGAAUCUACUGGAGGCGUUGGCGUGAAUAGAGGCGUCUCCUCGGCGGCCGCCCCAACGCAAUAUUAUCGCACCGAGGGCGGCAGGGAAUGCGAAAAGUGCAGAAUCAGCACCAAAAGGUUAAACCUCAACAAAUUCUGCAAACGAGAUUACGCAAUAAUGGCCAAAGUAAUUGGCCGCGAUACGAGCAGCGAGGCGGCCAGCAACGAGCGCAGGCGCGCAAUGGAUCCGGACGUGGACUACGAAAUGGAUCAGCAGCCGGCGGGGGGCCAGGAGUACGAGUAUCAGGCGGCGGCGGCUGGGAUCGGCAGCGCCAGCGUUCCGGACUAUCCAAACGACAGCGAAACGGCGCGCUUCGAUCUGCAAAUUCAGGCGGUAUUCAAGCGCAGCAGAACCAGCGCCUAUGGAAUGCCGAAUACAAUGCUGAAACGAGGUCCUAUGACCUGGAUCAUACCGAUUAAGAAUUUGGAGUGCCGCUGUCCCAAGAUCAAACUCAACAGAUCCUAUUUGAUAUUGGGGCGGGACUCAGAGGCACCGCCCGGCUAUCUGGGCAUUGGUCCGCGUUCGAUAGUCAUCGAGUGGAAGGAAGAUUGGUAUCGACGCAUGAAGCGCUUUCAACGGCGAGCGCGCACCUGUGCGUAGAUGUGCCGUCCACAUCUUUGUCACAGAUUUUGCUGUCAAUUUAAUUACCUACCUUCAACGAUUUUUUUUUUUUUUUGCUAACCAUAUGUGUAGAUUUUAGAGCCUUAAUUAAGAAUUUAAAAUAUCAAAUCAAAGCGUCGCAACUCCAAAACAUAGCCAAGUUUUCGCU
Molecule: messenger RNA, 2629 nt
Organism: Drosophila montana
Lineage: Eukaryota; Metazoa; Arthropoda; Insecta; Diptera; Drosophilidae
Gene: NetA
Product: Netrin-A
Exons: 7
Coding region: 271-2460 (729 amino acids)
Biological process (GO): animal organ morphogenesis; tissue development
Molecular function (GO): protein binding
Source: RefSeq, a predicted model, not a curated record